Molecule: messenger RNA, 1915 nt
Organism: Malurus melanocephalus (red-backed fairy wren)
Lineage: Eukaryota; Metazoa; Chordata; Aves; Passeriformes; Maluridae
Product: trichohyalin-like
Exons: 1
Source: RefSeq, a predicted model, not a curated record
AGGGAAAGGGAGGAAACGAGAGAGAGGAGAAUCCAUCGGGAGAGGGAACGGGAGCUGGAGGGCUCCGAGCGCCGAACACGGGAACGGGAGGAAGAAGUGACCGCGAUCAGGCAGAGAGAGGCGCGGGAGAGACGGGAGCGGGAAAUUCGUGAGAUUGAAGAUGACAGAAGGAGAGAACGAGAUUUUGAAAGGACACGGGAGACCUCGGUGGCUGCUGCAGCUGAAGCCGAUGUGAAAAUCCGCAGAGAGAUCCGAGAACGGGAACCGCGUGAGGAGCUGAGGAGGAGAGAACGACCCCGUGUUUUUGAAGAAGAAGAGAGAGCAAUUUCCCGGGAAAGAGACCGGGAAGAGACCGUGAGGGAGAGAAGAAUCGAUCGGGAACGGGAACGGGAUCUGGAGGGCUCUGAGCGCCGGACACGGGAACGGGCGGAAGAAGUGACCGCGAUCGGGCAGAGAGAGGCGCGGGAGAGACGGGAAAUUCGGGAAAUUCGUGAACUCGAAGAAGAUGGAAGGAGAGAACGAGAAUCAGUGAGAUACGAAAGAGACAGAGAGACCUCGGUGGCUGCAGCUGAAGCCGAUGUGAAAAUCCGCAGAGAGAUCCGGGAACGGGAACCGCGAGAGGAGCUGAGGAGGAGAGAACGACCCCGUGUUUUUGAAGAAGAAGAGAGGAGRAUUCUCCAGGGCAGAGAGAGGGAAGAGACCGUGAGGGAGAGAAGAAUCGAUCUGGAACGGGAGCGGGAUCUGGAGGGCUCUGAGCGCCGGAACCGCCGGACACGGGAACGGGAGGAAGAAGAGGCCGCCGUCAACCAGAGAGAGGCGCGGGAGAGACGGGAAAUUCGGGAAAUUCGUGAAAUUGAGGCCGAUGGCAGGAGAGAACGAGAUUUACUGAGCUAUGAACGCAGAAGAGAGACCUCGGUGGCUGCAGCAGCUGAAGCCGAUGUGAAAAUCCGCAGAGAGAUCCGGGAACGGGAACCGCGCGAGGAGCUGAGGAGGAGAGAACGGGAACGGGAGCGGGAGGAGGAAGAGAGAGAAAUUUCCCGGGAAAGAGACCGGGAAGAGACCGUGAGGGAGAGAAGAAUCGAUCGGGAACGGGAUCGGGACCUGGAGGGCUCUGAGCGCCGGAGGCGGGAACGGGAGGAGGAAGAAGUGGUCACCAUCCGGGAGAGAGAGGCACGGGAGAGACGGGAGCGGGAAAUUCGUGAAAUGGAAGCCGAUGGAAGAAGAGAACGAGAAUCAGUGAGGUACGAAAGGGACAGAGAGACCUCGGUGGCUGCAGCAGCUGAAGCCGAUGUGAAAAUCCGCAGAGAAAUCCGGGAGCGGGAACCGCGUGAGGAGCUGAGGAGGAGGGAAAGACCCCGUGUUUUUGAAGAAGAAGAGAGAGAAAUUUCCAGAGUCAGAGAGAGGGAAGAGACCGUGAGGGAGAGGAGAAUCGAUCGGGAACGGGAGCGGGACCUGGAGGGCUCCGAGCGCCGGAGGCGGGAACGGGAGGAAGAAGUGACCGCGAUCCGGCAGAGAGAGGCACGGGAGAGACGGGAGCGGGAAAUUCGUGACAUUGAAGAUGAUGGAAGGAGAGAACGAGAUUAUGAGAGGACACGGGAGACCUCGGUGGCUGCUGCAGCUGAAGCCGAUGUGAAAAUCCGCAGAGAGAUCCGGGAACGGGAACCGCGAGAGGAGCUGAGGAGGAGCGAACGACCCCGGGAGCCUGAAGAAGAAGAGAGGAGGAUUCUCCAGGGCAGAGAGAGGGAGGAGAUUGUGAGGGAGAGAAGAAUCGAUCUGGAACGGGAGCGGGAUCUGGAGGGCUCUGAACCCCGGAGCCGCCGUGCACGGGAACGGGAGGAGGAAGAGGCCGCCAUCAACCAGAGAGAGGCAAGGGAGAGACGGGAAAUUCGGGAAAUUCGUGAAAUUGAGGCCGAUG